This is a messenger RNA of Salvia splendens (bonfire salvia), 1694 nucleotides long. RefSeq names its product sugar transporter ERD6-like 16. Gene Ontology annotation, biological process: transmembrane transport; carbohydrate transport. Gene Ontology annotation, molecular function: sugar transmembrane transporter activity. The transcript is spliced from 17 exons. Lineage: Eukaryota; Viridiplantae; Streptophyta; Magnoliopsida; Lamiales; Lamiaceae. Bases 48 to 1466 code for a protein of 472 amino acids. Gene Ontology annotation, cellular component: membrane. The record is from RefSeq and is a predicted model, not a curated record.
UAUUGCAUGCACCUUUUUAAUUUUUCUUAAUCACACGUAAGAUAGAUAUGGCUAUUGAUCAACACAAAGAUGUUGAACAUGGCCUGGAGAAGCCCUUUUUACACAAGGCCAACUGCCUCGAUUCGGACCAACAAAACGGAUCGAUUUCGAUGGUUUUGUUGAGUACUUGUGUUGCUGUUUGUGGAUCAUUUCAGUUUGGAUCAUGUGUGGGAUAUUCUUCACCUACUCAAUCAGCUAUAAGACAGGACUUGAAUCUAUCUAUAUCUGAGUUCUCUAUGUUUGGAUCCAUUAUCACCAUUGGUGCUAUGAUUGGAGCGGUUACAAGCGGUAGACUCGCAGAUUACAUUGGUCGAAAAGGGGCAAUGAGAAUGUCAGCUGUGUUCUGCAUCACAGGGUGGGUUGCUGUCUAUUUCGCCAUGGAAGCUCUGUUUCUUGAUGUUGGAAGGUUCUGCACUGGCUACGGCAUUGGAAUAUUCUCCUAUGUGGUUCCUGUCUUCAUUGCUGAAAUUGCACCAAAGAAUCUUCGCGGGGGACUUGCAACAUUGAAUCAGCUUAUGAUUGUCUGUGGAGCAUCAACUGCAUACAUUGUUGGAUCAGUUGUAACAUGGAGAACAUUAGCUUUAAUUGGAUUGAUCCCUUGUCUUUUAAUUCUCGUUGGCCUAUUCUUCAUCCCAGAAUCCCCUAGAUGGCUGGCGAAAGUUGGGCGGAAAAAAGAGUUUGAAUCAGCAUUGCACAGACUUCGCGGCAAGAAUGCUGAUAUAAUGCAAGAAGCCAAUGAAAUUCAAGCCAGCAUUGAUGUUCUACUAGAUCAACCUAAAGUUAGAAUAGUGGACUUGUUCGACCCCAAAUACAUUCGUCCAGUCACUGUUGGUGUGGGAUUGAUGGUUUUUCAGCAGUUUGGGGGAAUAAAUGGGAUUGGUUUCUACUCUAGUGAAACAUUUGUAGCUGCAGGUUUUUCUUCAGGAAAAGCUGGGACUAUUGCAUAUGCCAUAAUUCAGGUUCCUAUAACUAUGGUUGGAGCAGUACUAAUGGAUAAAUCAGGAAGAAGGCCUCUUCUCAUGAUAUCAUCAGCAGGAACAUGCCUUGGAUGCAUCCUCACAGGGGCUUCAUUUUUCCUUAAGGAGCAAGAUCUCUUGGCUGAAUGUGUCCCAUUUCUUGCUGUCUCUGGAGUACUGGUAUACAUAUCAGCCUUCUCUAUAGGGACAGGACCAGUUCCUUGGGUGGUCAUGUCAGAGAUUUUCCCAAUUCAUAUAAAAGGUGUAGCAGGGAGUCUUGUAGUUUUAGUGAAUUGGUUAGGUGCAUGGUUAGUAUCCUUCACCUUCAACUACAUGAUGGCCUGGAGUUCUGCUGGUACGUUUUCGAUCUAUGCUGCAUUUUGCGCGCUGACAAUAGUGUUUGUGGCGAAGAUCAUGCCUGAGACAAAAGGAAAAACUUUGGAAGAAAUUCAGGCCUCUCUCAGCUCAUGAAUAUCAAUUCUACCAAUAUUUAUUCUUCACACAAAACAAAGCCAACAACAUUUCAUUAAUUUGAUCUGUAUAUUGUCUUCAAAGUUCGAACUCUGAACAAAUUCCUGCUCUCCAUGGUAGAUUUAGUUAUUAGUCUUAUGUAAUGAUCAUUGAUUUUUCUUUCUAUCCCCAUUAUUUAUUUUUGCAACCAUGAAAUGAGGUCAAGCAAUAAAUGGUAGUAUUGGUUUA